This is a messenger RNA of Cadophora gregata, 1041 nucleotides long. RefSeq lists its product as uncharacterized. The record is from RefSeq and is a predicted model, not a curated record. The coding region runs from base 130 to 1041 and encodes 303 amino acids. The transcript has 3 exons. NCBI's taxonomy places the organism in Eukaryota, Fungi, Ascomycota, Leotiomycetes, Helotiales, Ploettnerulaceae.
CUAUCAAGGUGUCAACAUCUCUUUGCGCCGGCGACGACCACAGCUGCGCAUUAUGAGUACAUAGCUAACCCGCCUUGGAUCCUACUAGAAGUCGACGAGAAGAAGGGAGUUUGAAGGCAAGAGGACAACAUGGCGCGAAGUGUUGGCUGGAGAUUGUUAUUGGGAGCCGGAGCCUUGUUACUUGGGGCUCAGGGGAUCACAGCACAGGAAGAGCACAGCAAGAUUCCUUUGCCGUCGUACCAUUAUGGAGCAAAGAUUCCAGUCAGCUGUUUGAAUCGGUCAAUUGAUACAGGCGAGCAUAUCUCGAAUGACAAGAACGAGCUGGAAUAUAUCCCAUUUCCAGUCUGCAAUGAGACAGGAAAGCCAUUGGAGCUGCAGUAUGGUAUUGAAGAUGAACUCAACUGCACAAUCCCAUUUAUUACCGACCCCUUCUUCCACCUCCUCGAAUUCUACAUCCACAACGACGCCCCACUCUCCUGCCGAAUACCCUCACGACCACCAGCACAUAUCCACCCCGCUGGAAGCGCAUCCCAAAUACCUCCAGAAUUCCAACAAGAGUUCGUCCCCUUGAUAUUCGCUCUAGCAGGAACCCUCCAGCUAUCACAUCUUCACGUCUCUACACAUUUGAACAUUCUACUACACUCAACGCCGAAACACCAUCUUCAUCCACAUGAUAGCGGAGUUAUUGAUUCUGGGGCUGCAUACAGCACGAGUCCAUUGUCACAUACCACUGGCCCAGCUGCUUUGACAAAGAAAUUGGUUAUUGGGGAUCCGUUACCGUUACAAUUCAGCGUCCGUUGGUUCCCUACCCCGCAUCUACCGAGGGAGAAUGGGAAGAUUGAAUGGGCAGGGAUGGGCGGCCAUUUCUACGCCAGCACAUUCUUCUACUGUAUACUGAGCGCGGGAGCCGGAGCCUUGGGCAGUGCUGUUUGGUUUCUAGGCAUUGUUCUACCAAAGAGGUUGAAAGGCAGGGGUUUGGGUGGAGCUACACCACUAGGCUAUGGAGUUGGUAAUGGCUGGGGAGUGGGCAAGAGGGACUGA